Messenger RNA from Paramecium octaurelia, 2309 nucleotides. NCBI's taxonomy places the organism in Eukaryota, Ciliophora, Oligohymenophorea, Peniculida, Parameciidae. The record is from the annotation of a GenBank genome assembly.
AUGUAAUUAUCAGAAAACUUGAUUGCGAGAGUAUUUGUCAUAAUUUUAUGCCUCUUGUCAAUGACAGGCUGUUCUCUAAUUUUGUGGACAUUCUUCAGAACACCCAGAUUAAACAAAAACCCAGGGAGUAUUAUUUAAAGAAUGACCAUAGCAUAGAUUGUAUUGAACAGUAUUUUAUUAGAUUAUUACUUUUCUGAUGUUGUUUGCACAAUUUUAUAUUAGUUCUGAUGAUAUUCCAACCGGCGGUGCCUUUGUAAUAUCCUCAUAAUUUUGCUCAUUCCUAGGGUUCAUUGAGAUAUUUUUUUCCUCGUAAUACUCGCUCUAUAAUAUCUAUUUCCCCAUAAAUCUAUAUUGCUCACUUAAAACACAGGACUAUAACUUUAAUAAAUACUUUAAGUUGAUGGAGAUUUCCUCACUAAUAUUCUCAUUUCUAUUCACUUUGACUAUGUUCUUCGUUAAAGAUGUUAAAAUAAAGUAUCAAUAACAUAUAAUUAGUGUUGUCGGCGUAUGCGGUCUAAAGAUGGUUGAUUUCUCCACCACUUUCAGUGUUAUCUUGGUAAUCAUAACAUUAUGCAUUUUAAUAUUGCUAGUUUUCAUAAUCAACGAAAAAUCAUCAUUCAAAACGACUCUUUAUAAUAAAGAUUCAGAAAAAUUCCAUUAGAAAUACCAUAAAGAGUUCAUCAUAGUUAAUACACUCUACACAUCAGUAUUUUUAGGCACUUAUAUGAUUCCCUCAUGUCUGAUAUUUUGGAGUUAAUUACUCUAUAAUGAUGAUACUCACUUCUAUUCUUUUCCAAUCAUCUAUCCCUUGGGAGGUAUACUGCUUUUCUUGAUACGAAUAAAUGAUCCGAUUGUCAAAAAGUACAUCUAUACAAUUAUAAUGGGAAAGAAAAAGAAAAAUCAAAAUUGUAAAUUAAAGGAUAAGCUUUUAUAAAAGGAUGAUGUAACAAAAAUAGUAUAUCCUAAUAUAGUUCAAUGGUAUAGAAUAGAUGAGCAUGGAUUCUGGACUCGAAAUUAGUGUGUGCAACAACAAAAAACUCAGAUACACAGUAAGAGCAGUGACCAGUGAGAAAUAAUUAUAACCAGACACCGCUCUCUCCUCUGUUUUCGGAAGCCAAAUUAAACUGAUUAAGAAUAACUAAGAAUUAUUCAUUGUAUUACUUUCCAUUAAAAAUGCCAUGAAUCAUUGUAUUGAAGAGAAGUAAUCGUUACUGAAAACUUUAAAACCAUUUAAUUUUACUCACAUCACUAAAUACUCAUUAUACUUGCAGGAUGACUUUAAAGAUUUGGAUUAGAAAUACAAAAAUUAUAAUGUAUUAUUAUUUGAUUACAUUUAGAAUCUCUGUUUAAAGGAUUAUGUCAAUAACAUUUGCUAUAAGAGAGUUAUCAAUUGUUACAGUUAUGCAAGCAAGACUCUGAUCCAUCUCUUUAGUUAAGUGUUAAAUAUUGAUUUAAAUCAACUCAAAACAAGUUUAAGAAUCGAAUAGAAUACAAAAACAAUAGUCAAUACCAAAUUACCUUAGUCUUAUGGACCCAUCUUCUUAACUUAUGACAAUUACUUUUCUAUUGAAAUCAUUUCUAAAUAACACAAACUGCUUUUAACAAAGGGUGGAGGGUUAAUGAAUAUUUGUAAACGCUAUCAAACCGAAUAUAGUAGGCAAAAAAAUGGUAACACUUUGUUGCCUGCAAUAUUGGGACUGUAUACCAUCUAAAUUGAAGAAGAUAGAUACAUUAACGUCGUAUUAAAGUUAAAUUAAAUAAAAAUAAACUAUCCCUUAUAACUUAAUCAUUUCAAUAUUCAAGUGGAAUAAGAUUAAUUAAUCUAACAGGAUGUCUUUGGCUGGAUAUAAUUAAGCUUAGAAAAAGGAUAAUUUAGAUUAUUUAUUGCUGAAAAGCUAUUUGAUGAGAAAUUUUAAAUCAAAAUUGAAGAUAAUGAUUUUAAGUUAUCUCAAAAUGCUGCCAAAGAAUUAGUGAGUAUCCUCAGCAAGGAUAUUGAAGAGUUUUGUUUUUGUAGAAAUAUUACUAUUUCUUUGGUUUACUUCAAAUUACCCACCAAUAGACUAGAUUCCAUGUGUAAACAUGAGAACUCUUUGUCCUAUCAUUAUUAAAUUUAUAAAAAUAGUCAGUAAAUUACUCCAUUACAGAUGAAUGAAUAUUUUAAAGAUUUGGGUUAAUUUGAAUUAGAUAGUAAAAUAGGGUUUGUUAGAAUUUAUUUUGAUAACUUUUGGUAGGAAUGGGAAUAUAUCAAUGAGAAUGAAAGAUGCUUGUAUUUUGAUAAACUCGUGGAAUAGUUGUCAGAAAUAAUUUGA